Messenger RNA from Aphis gossypii (cotton aphid), 1053 nucleotides. Its product is annotated as regulator of G-protein signaling 1-like. The record is from RefSeq and is a predicted model, not a curated record. The transcript is spliced from 3 exons. NCBI's taxonomy places the organism in Eukaryota, Metazoa, Arthropoda, Insecta, Hemiptera, Aphididae. Bases 501 to 950 code for a protein of 149 amino acids.
UUGAUAUUUUUCCACGACCAUGUGUUCUCUGGCGGGCCUUGCACUGAUCCGUCUAUCGUCGUCGUCGUCGCCACCGUCGCCGUCGUCUGCGCGAAACACGAUUUUACGGUCGUUACGGCGAUUGCCGUACGGGCUGUACGUAGUCGUAAGCGCCCGUUCGUCGCGGAAACGUUCGCGAGGCACCAACACCGCACGCUCUUACGCCCUAAUAAUAAAGAAUUAAUAAUAUUAAUACCGUUAUUAUUACAAUAAUAUUACCGUUUACUUACUGUCAUAUAAACAUAUAUAAUAUAACAUACAUAAUACUGGCGGUUAGCACUCACUGCCAGUGCCAGUCGUGAUUUCGGCAAAAAGUCUGUAGAACGAUAUUAUUGUUGACAUGCGACACGACAGAGACUAUUAUUAUACGACAGCGCUGCUACCGCGGCUCUCGUUUUACCGGGUACGAUGACGACAACGACGAACAUAACGUGAGUAAUUGUUUUACAAACUGGGUCGUAAUGAGUUGCGUUCCUUGCGUAGAUCCAUGUAAUUCUGUUUCCAAAGAUGAUUUGGACAGGUGGACGAACAGUCUUAAACACGUUUUGGCCAAUCAAGCCGCCAUGAAAAUGUUCGGAGACUAUUUGCAUGCAUGCAAAUUGGAUUCUGCGGAUAUUUUGGAGUUGUGGAAAAUGUGCGACGAUCUGUUGCGCUACGUACAUCACAAACAGAUUGAAAACGAAUCGUCAAAAAUUAAAAAUGAUUACAUCGCUAUAGUUGAAUGCGCCAGCGAUGUGGAAGGAUUGACGGAACACCAGUUGCGCCGGUUGGAGGAAACUAAAAGCAGUGGAUCGAAGAAGAUAUUAGCCCGCGUCGAGAAACUACGUCAAACGGCUUAUGAACUCAUGCAGCAUGACUAUGGAUUGUUUAGAAAAAAAUUGUUAAAAGAUCACAAAAUCGCGAAAAAAUAACGUUUUUGUUUGAAUCGAAAUAUUAUUAUUACGUAUGUCUAAGGCGUUUAUUUUUUGUUGUAUAAUUUAUUUGAAGUACAAAAUACAUGUUCAUUUAAUAUUA